UCGUUACCUGUGAUGAAUGUUUUUCUUGAAGCACCUGUUUUAAUACGCUAGCUAGAAUGCUAAUUCUCAUCCUUUGCCUCUGGAUUUAGUUUUUAAUAGGACUUUUGUAGAACUCGGAACCGUGUGUUUCAUUUCUAGAAGAAACAGAUCGAGUAAUACGUUUUUACUUAGAAGUUGCAAAGGUUUCUCUCCAUUUGAACAUACCAUUGUUGCAGAAAGCAUCUUCUGUGGGCAGGCAUGGGCUGCCGGGAUGUUCAUGCAGCAACAGUACUGGCCUUCCUCAGCGGAACAGCCUCAGUAGCUGGACUUCUUGCAGCAGUUCUGCUUCCAAACUGGAGGCAAAUGAGACUGUACACAUUCAACAAGAAUGAGAAGAAUGUGACAGUUUACACAGGACUCUGGAUUAAGUGUGCUCGCUUUGAUGGGAGCAGAGACUGCGUGAUAUAUGACCCACAGUGGUACACAGCUGUUGAUCAGUUGGAUUUGCGUGUUCUUCAGUUUGCCCUCCCCCUGAGUAUGUUAACUGCUGUCUCUGCUCUGUUUCUUUGCUUGAUUGGCAUGUGUAACACAGCCUUUGUAUCAAGUGUGCCAAACAUAAAAUUAGCCAAAUGCCUUGUAAACAGUGCAGGCUGCCACCUCGUGGCUGGCCUCUUGUUCCUGCUCGCAUGUGCCAUUUGUGUCACUCCGUCAAUCUGGGUCAUUUUCUAUAACAAUUAUCUGAACAGAAAAUAUGAGCCUGUCUUUAGCUUUGACAUCUCGGUAUUUAUUGCUAUUGCCAGUGCUGGUGGUCUGUUUUUCACUUCCAUUAUGUUAUUUCUGUGGUAUUGUGCAUGUAAAAGCCUACCUUCCCCUUUCUGGCAGCCCCUGUAUUCACAUGCCCCCAGCAUGCACAGCUAUGCCUCCCAGCCCUACUCUGCACGCUCUCGCCUCUCUGCCAUAGAAAUUGACAUUCCUGUUGUGACACAUGCAUCUUAAGAAGACAGAGUCUUGGAAGCAGAGUUCUUGUGCUCAUUCAAACCAUGAAAAUUGCAGGCUUGAUUCUCUCAACUGCCUUGCAUUUGGCUUAGUGUUUUCUAAGGUCAAAUUCCUGAAGGUGCAAAGCAAUGGAGAACCGAGUUCGUUAAGUCUUUUGCUUUUUUGGUAUGUUCCUUCCUGACCAACUUUUUUUUUUCUCUGAGCUCACUACAGACCAAACUGCUGCUAAUGUUGUGACAAUACACUAACAAUAGUAUCCUUUCAUGCAAGUUGUUUUGCAUGUAUGUUACUCUUUCUGUUUAUUGAGAUCAAAGUGGAUUUGAAACUCUUUGCUACUUUGAUAAGCUAUUAUUAGAUCCUGAUGCCAUUGUAGGAACUGCAUACAUAGACCCUUGCACCCAUGCAUUAUCCAAAUGCAGGCUGUGGAGCUGGGUGUAGGGGGUUUAGUGAGUUUCUUGUAACAGCUGAGAAAACCUAGUCUAGUGUAAAGUGUAUGAUCAUUCAGCUGGAGCAGAAAGGAGAUAAGAAAGGGGUUACAAAGCCUUUAUUUAGACACGUGUAUUUUAAGAGGUGAUGUUUGAAAAGGGUAUUUGGCAGACUACUUCAGUUCUAUAGCAGUGUUCUUUGUUUUCCAUUGCACACAUAAAAAGCCACCUGGCUUAUGAACUUCUGCAGUAGAAUUAGUGUCAAAAUACCCUUUAAUUUCAAAGUAGCAAUCAAACUUAGAAGAAUUGAUUUAACUAAUAAUGCUCUUCUGUACUGUAAUUAACAUUUUCUGAAUCAUUGGAGGCUGGAAAUUUUUCUUCUGUGAAUUUUCUUUCUAGUGUGUA
Messenger RNA from Struthio camelus australis, 1805 nucleotides. RefSeq names its product claudin 12 (gene CLDN12). The record is from RefSeq and is a predicted model, not a curated record. NCBI's taxonomy places the organism in Eukaryota, Metazoa, Chordata, Aves, Struthioniformes, Struthionidae. Gene Ontology annotation, cellular component: plasma membrane.